AUGAUAAUGGGGAUGGAAUUGUUGGCUUUGAAUUCAUCACCACUAUGCAAUGUUACUCCAAGAACUAGGAGGAGAAUUCAUCACACACCCAACAAUUACAAGGCUUCCGUGGCUAUGAUGAUGGCAUCUGCUUACAAGGUUUCCGUGGCUAUGAUGAUGACAUCUGCUUCCAAGGUAUAUGAUUCAGUGUUAGAGAACAAAAAGCAUGUCCUUUUAACCUCUCUUCAAGACACACAAAGAGGACUCUUGACAACUCCUCGUCAACGUUCUUCUAUAGAACAAGCACUAGUGAAUGUAGAAGGAACCAACGUCGGUCAACCAAUUGAUUUCAACAAACUCGACGGAACCUGGCGCCUCCAAUAUACUUCUGCUCCUGAUGUUCUCGUUCUAUUCCAAGCUGCUGCUACACUUCCCUUCUUUCAAGUCGGACAGAUAUUUCAGAAAUUCGAAUGCCGUCAUAACUCUACCGGAGGCAUCAUUCGCAACGUUGUCCGUUGGAGUAUUCCAAAUUUCUUCGAGGAACAAGAAGGUGCUACACUGCUUGUAUCUGCCAAAUUUACUCUUGUUUCCGCACGCAAUAUUUACCUUCAAUUUCAAGAGAUCACACUUCAAGAUAUAAAUAUUAGUGAACAGCUCCAGGCUCUAAUAUCUCCAGCAAUACUACCAAGAUCUUUUAUAAGUUUACAGAUCUUGCAAUAUCUCCGUACUUUCAAAGCUCAAAUCCUUGUUAGGGACUCGGGAAGGGAAUCGGUAGGAGGACUAUAUUACCUGAGCUAUUUGGAUGAUAAUAUGCUUUUGGGUCGUGCUGUUGGUGGAGGAGGUGUAUUUGUGUUUACAAGAGCCCAAUCACUUUACUGA
Messenger RNA from Vicia faba (fava bean), 858 nucleotides. The record is from the annotation of a GenBank genome assembly. Lineage: Eukaryota; Viridiplantae; Streptophyta; Magnoliopsida; Fabales; Fabaceae.